CUGUUCCCAGGGGUUAAGACUGCCCGGUGGGACACAGCUCAUUGAAUGCACAGGCAUCCAGAAGUGACUUGCGUGUUGAUACCUGUCUGUGGUGCAGUGCAAGUGGGGAAGAUGCCAAGCCUCUUCAAAAAAAAAAAAAAAAAUCUUCAGCUCUUCAGUGGUAGCUGCUCUCACAAGUGUGGUGGAAGGUUGGGUAGUGGUUCCAAUCCUUUCCAGCAUUUGGAGAAGAGUGCUGUCUUGCAGGAGGCACGCAUAUUCAACGAAACGCCCAUCAAUCCAAGAAGAUGCUUGCAUAUCUUGACAAAGAUUCUUUACUUACUUAACCAGGGUGAACACUUCGGAACUAUGGAAGCUACAGAAGCCUUCUUUGCAAUGACUCGAUUGUUUCAAUCUAAUGAUCAAACGCUGAGAAGGAUGUGCUACCUCACCAUCAAGGAAAUGGCCACCAUCUCUGAGGAUGUGAUCAUUGUCACAAGCAGUCUGACCAAGGACAUGACUGGAAAGGAAGAUGUAUACCGAGGCCCAGCCAUCAGGGCUCUCUGCAGAAUCACAGAUGGAACAAUGUUGCAAGCCGUUGAAAGGUACAUGAAGCAGGCCAUUGUGGAUAAAGUAUCCAGUGUAGCCAGCUCAGCGCUGGUCUCUUCCUUACACAUGAUGAAGAUAAGCUAUGAUGUGGUUAAACGAUGGAUAAAUGAAGCCCAAGAAGCUGCAUCAAGUGACAAUAUCAUGGUGCAGUACCAUGCACUAGGAGUGCUCUAUCACCUUAGAAAGAAUGAUCGGCUUGCUGUCUCCAAGAUGUUAAAUAAGUUUACCAAAUCUGGUCUCAAAUCACAGUUUGCAUACUGUAUGCUGAUUCGAAUUGCUAGUCGCUUACUGAAAGAAAGCGAGGAUGGUCAUGAAAGUCCACUCUUUGAUUUCAUUGAGAGCUGCUUGCGAAAUAAACAUGAAAUGGUUAUUUAUGAAGCUGCUUCUGCCAUUAUUCAUCUUCCCAACUGUACUGCAAGAGAGCUGGCACCUGCUGUCUCAGUUCUUCAACUUUUCUGUAGCUCUCCUAAACCAGCCUUGAGAUACGCAGCUGUGAGGACCCUGAACAAGGUGGCAAUGAAGCACCCCUCUGCUGUUACUGCCUGCAAUCUGGACUUAGAAAACUUAAUCACAGACUCAAACAGGAGCAUUGCUACCCUGGCCAUUACAACAUUACUUAAAACAGGAAGUGAGAGCAGUGUGGACAGGCUUAUGAAGCAGAUAUCUUCUUUUGUGUCUGAAAUCUCAGAUGAGUUCAAGGUAGUGGUCGUACAGGCCAUCAGUGCUCUCUGUCAGAAGUACCCUCGGAAGCACAGCGUCAUGAUGACUUUUCUUUCCAACAUGCUUCGAGAUGAUGGAGGUUUUGAAUACAAAAAGGCCAUUGUGGACUGCAUAAUCAGCAUUGUGGAGGAGAACCCUGAAAGUAAAGAAGCUGGUUUAGCCCACCUCUGUGAAUUCAUUGAGGACUGUGAACACACCGUUCUGGCUACUAAAAUUCUCCACUUAUUGGGCAAAGAGGGCCCUAGAACUCCUGUUCCCUCCAAGUAUAUCAGAUUCAUUUUUAAUAGGGUGGUCCUGGAGAAUGAAGCUGUCAGAGCUGCUGCUGUGAGUGCUUUGGCUAAAUUUGGGGCUCAGAAUGAGAGCCUUCUCCCCAGCAUCCUUGUACUCUUACAAAGGUGUAUGAUGGAUACUGAUGACGAGGUACGGGACCGAGCUACCUUCUACCUGAAUGUGCUACAGCAGAGACAGAUGGCCCUGAAUGCUUCAUAUAUCUUCAAUGGUCUCACAGUCUCUAUACCAGGGAUGGAAAAGGCCUUACACCAGUACACAUUGGAGCCUUCAGAAAAACCCUUUGAUAUGAAGUCAAUUCCUCUUGCUAUGGCUCCUGUCUUUGAGCAGAAGUCAGACAUCACACGUGUGCCUCCUAAGCCAGAGAGGUCGGCUCCUUCCAGGCAAGACAUUUUCCAAGAACAGUUGGCUGCCAUUCCUGAGUUUAUGAACCUGGGACCCUUGUUCAAGUCUUCUGAGCCUGUGCAGCUUACAGAAGCAGAGACAGAGUAUUUCGUUCGCUGUGUGAAGCACAUGUUUACUGACCAUAUUGUAUUCCAGUUUGACUGUACCAACACUCUAAAUGACCAGCUGCUGGAGAAAGUAACAGUGCAGAUGGAACCAUCCGAUUCCUAUGAAGUGCUGUGCUGCAUCCCAGCUCCCAGCCUCGCUUACAAUCAGCCAGGAAUAUGCUACACACUUGUUCGAUUGCCAGAUGAAGAUCCUACAUCAGUUGCAGGCACCUUUAGCUGUACCAUGAAGUUCACAGUCCGGGAUUGUGACCCUAAUACUGGAAUUCCAGAUGAAGAUGGAUAUGAUGAUGAAUAUGUGCUGGAAGAUCUUGAAGUAACUGUGUCUGAUCAUAUUCAGAAGAUACUAAAACCUAACUUCGCUGCUGCCUGGGAAGAGGUGGGAGAUGCCUUUGAAAAAGAGGAAACCUUUGCCCUGAGCUCUACAAAAACCCUUGAAGAAGCUGUCAACAACAUCAUCACAUUUCUUGGUAUGCAGCCAUGUGAGAGAUCAGAUAAAGUCCCCGAGAAUAAGAAUUCCCACUCCCUCUAUCUAGCAGGUGUAUACAGAGGUGGCUAUGACUUAUUGGUGCGGUCCAGGCUGGCCCUAGCUGAUGGAGUGACCAUGCAGGUGACUGUGAGAAGCAAAGAGAGAACGCCUGUGGAUGUUAUCUUGGCUUCUGUGGGAUAAGUUCUUGCUGGGAAGGGUGAUGUUGCUAUGCCCUCCCUAUUGGUGGUUUUUAGGCUAGUGGCAUGAUCUUUCCAGAAUCACACAUAAAGAUUAAUAAUGAUGACUUUGAAGAAGCAAAUCCAAGUGUUUUUGGCCCUGUGCCAGCAGAUCAAACGUCUGUCUGUCUGUCUGUCUUUGAGCAUGAGCUUUAGAGUUCCUUCCCUCAUGUCUCACUCACUCAGCCUUGGUGCGACAAUGCAGCCUUGAGUGGGCUUGAAAAUCAGAUACUACUUAUGCUAUUCUACAGCUGCUUAGCUUCAUUACAUGCUUCUAUUUAUUGUGUGAAAAACUCUUGGCAAUGCUGGAAAAUUUUAUCCCAGAAGGGUGGAGGGGGAGGGGAAGCCGCAAUCCAUUUUUGUCACAGUUUGUUUUUAUUAAUAGAAAAUAAACACUCAUUCAUUCCAGUUUCAAA
Molecule: messenger RNA, 3223 nt
Organism: Mus caroli (Ryukyu mouse)
Lineage: Eukaryota; Metazoa; Chordata; Mammalia; Rodentia; Muridae
Gene: Copg2
Product: coat protein complex I subunit gamma 2
Biological process (GO): endoplasmic reticulum to Golgi vesicle-mediated transport; protein secretion; intracellular protein transport
Cellular component (GO): Golgi membrane; endoplasmic reticulum; COPI vesicle coat
Molecular function (GO): structural molecule activity
Source: RefSeq, a predicted model, not a curated record